AUGGCAAGCCUGAAGACAUGACAACACAUUGACAACGUGAAGCCGUGGAUCCUCGUCUAUAUUCUAAAGGGUAGAACGGUAGAACCAGAGUAGAUCCGAUCAAGCCAAGGAGAUUCCCCUUUGGCUUUGGCUUUGGCGUUAGACAUAGACACUAGUCGGACUUGGACAGUCUGAAAUUUAUCAUGACGGAAGAACUGGUGAAGGCCGUGCCCAAUCUUAAAGUGUCAGAAGACCCAGAUAAUGGCGCUAUGAACGUGGAUGCCCCCGAGGACGCCAACGACGUGGUUAAUCCUUGGACAGUCCAGACCACCAACGACAAAGGCAUCGAUUACGACAAGCUCAUCGAGAAAUUUGGCAGUCAAAAGAUUGACCCGGCCUUGUUGGAGCGUAUGGAGAAAUUAACGGGUGUGCCCGUUCAUCACUUGUUGCGUCGAGGUGUGUUCUUUUCGCAUCGCGAUAUGGGCGUCAUUCUAAACCAGGUCGAAAAAGGCAAGCCGUUCUAUUUGUACACAGGGCGGGGCCCGAGUAAUACGUUGCAUAUCGGACAUCUCAUCCCGUUCAUGUUCACCAAAUGGUUGCAGGAUACGUUCGAUGUGCCCUUGGUGAUUCAAUUGACCGAUGACGAGAAGUUCUUGUGGAAGGAUCUCAAAAAAGACGACGCAAAGCGAUUGGCCUUCGAAAAUGCCCGUGAUAUCAUCGCCAUGGGCUUCGACGUGAAUAAGACGUUCAUUUUUAGUGAUUUCCAACACAUUGGCGGCGCAUUUUACGAGAACAUGGUCACAGUCAUGAAGCACGUCACCUUCAACCAAGUCAAAGGCAUCUUCGGCUUCAACGACAGCUCCAACAUUGGCAAAAUCAUGUUUCCCGCCGUUCAAGCCACGCCCGCCUUCUCCUCCUCGUUUCCCUCCAUCUUUGGCGGGAAGAAGGACGUACCUUGCUUGAUUCCGUGCGCCAUUGAUCAGGACCCCUACUUUCGCAUGACUCGAGACGUGGCCCCCACUUUGAAGUUCCGGAAACCGGCCUUGCUCCACUCCACUUUCAUCCCGGCCUUGCAAGGAGCUCAAACUAAGAUGUCGGCCAGUGACGAGAACACCUCGAUCUACGUCUCGGACACACCCAAGCAGAUCAAGAAUAAGAUUAACAAAUACGCCUAUUCGGGUGGCGGUGACACCAUCGAGGAACAUCGGGCUAACGGCGGCAAUUGUGACGUGGACAUUUCCUAUCAAUAUCUCACCUUCUUCCUAGAGGAUGAUGCCAGAUUGGAACAGAUCCGACAGGAUUACUCCAGUGGAAAACUGUUAACGGGCGAGUUGAAACAGAUUCUCGUGGAAACGGUGACGCCUUUAGUCAUGGCCAUCCAAGAGAAACGAAAGACCAUCACCGACGACAUGGUCAAGGAGUUCAUGCGACCUCGACCCAUGACCACCAAAAACUUCACCACACCCACCUAAUUGAUGUGACUUUUGCUUUAUGCUGCUGCCUGAAUAUCUAGCUGUUUAUUACGCCAAUGACUUCCAUUUCAAUUAAAACAAAAAUCUUCCUAGA
Tigriopus californicus is the source of this 1545-nucleotide messenger RNA. It is a transcript of the gene TrpRS, whose product is annotated as tryptophan--tRNA ligase, cytoplasmic-like. The transcript is spliced from 5 exons. The record is from RefSeq and is a predicted model, not a curated record. Gene Ontology annotation, biological process: tryptophanyl-tRNA aminoacylation. Lineage: Eukaryota; Metazoa; Arthropoda; Copepoda; Harpacticoida; Harpacticidae. Gene Ontology annotation, molecular function: tryptophan-tRNA ligase activity; ATP binding. Gene Ontology annotation, cellular component: cytoplasm. The coding region runs from base 183 to 1451 and encodes 422 amino acids.